CUGAUAAUAAUCAUUUUCAUAAGAUUAUGUAAUAUGGCAUUCAUCCAAAAAUGUAGAAAGGUCAUGCCUAAUAAAAGCUCUCAUUUAAAAGCACAUUUACGGUGGCACUCAGGAGAACGGCCUUUUGUAAGAUUUAUAUCUUAUUGCUUAUUACUUAUUUACACCUUAUUAUUUAGCGAGAAUAUAUCAGCAUAA
Molecule: messenger RNA, 195 nt
Organism: Dracunculus medinensis (Guinea worm)
Lineage: Eukaryota; Metazoa; Nematoda; Chromadorea; Rhabditida; Dracunculidae
Source: the annotation of a GenBank genome assembly